AAGGUCCCACUAGCCCAGAAUGUUGUGGAACGUAACGGUUAACCUUUCUCCCUCACCACCAAAACCGAAGACGUCAAAGCUCAACAAUCGCGUUCAAGAAUUGAACAAUUGGAAGCAAUUACGGUAGUUUUGAUAUGAUUUUGGCUUCUUACAAUAUUUCCCCAAGUCUCCUCCACAACCCCUUAAUUGCUCGUCAAUUCAACUCAGUUUCAAGAAUCAAUCAUAGAGUCCCAAAAAAUUUGCAAAUUAUUAGUGCCCAGAAGAGAUGUUUGAGAUGCAACACCCUUUAUGAAGACAAGGACAACUCCCCAACUGCUUGCUCGUUCCAUGGCCACACCACUGGUAUGAAAAUAUGCCCAUGUGUAUUUUCUUAACUGCAGUCUUGUAUAUGAAAGGAGAGAAGGGAUUAUUUUCAUUAGCACCGCCUCACCAAGGAAUUGACGGGGAAUGGAGUGAUAAAUCGGGAGUGAUUGUUUACAAAUGGAAUGAGAAAGACAACAGACCAAACACUGGUAUAUCCAACUGGCAAAAACGAUGGAGCUGUUGUGCUGAAUAUGACGAAAAUGCUGGACCUUGUCGAAAAGGAUGGCACGUAUCGUAUGAUGAUGGCUUCACCUUGUAUUAGUUACUGUUGCUUUCUAAUUGUCUGCACAGAAUAAAAUGACACUCAAAUAUGAAUGAGAAAAUUAUAUAUUUUUCCAGAAUUUUCUGCAUAUGGUAUAUAGUAACAUACAAGUAAAUAUUUUGCUUUGAAUAGUUUCUGCGUGCAAGAUUCUGUGAAGGAUUUACAUUUAUGAAGUACAGUUUCUUGUAA
Messenger RNA from Olea europaea var. sylvestris, 814 nucleotides. RefSeq lists its product as uncharacterized. The record is from RefSeq and is a predicted model, not a curated record. The coding region runs from base 353 to 625 and encodes 90 amino acids. The transcript has 2 exons. Lineage: Eukaryota; Viridiplantae; Streptophyta; Magnoliopsida; Lamiales; Oleaceae.